UUGAGAAAGAAAAAAAACGAAAGAAGAAAAAAAAAAAAACUCUAGUUUCCCCUUCACUAUUGUAGCUAGCUGUUGUUGUUUCUUCUUCUAAUUUGAUAAUGGGAGUUCCAGAGAAAGACCCUCUUUCCCAAUUGAGUUUGCCACCUGGUUUUCGGUUUUACCCCACCGACGAGGAACUCCUCGUUCAGUAUCUAUGCCGCAAGGUAGCUGGCCACCAUUUCUCACUUCAAAUCAUUGCUGAAAUCGACUUGUACAAGUUCGACCCAUGGGUUCUUCCAAGCAAAGCAAUCUUCGGCGAGAAAGAAUGGUACUUUUUCAGUCCCAGAGACAGGAAAUACCCGAACGGGUCCCGACCCAACAGAGUAGCCGGGUCCGGGUACUGGAAAGCCACCGGAACCGAUAAAAUCAUCACCACCGAAGGGAGAAAAGUUGGUAUAAAAAAAGCUCUUGUUUUCUACAUUGGCAAAGCUCCAAAAGGUACCAAAACUAAUUGGAUUAUGCACGAGUAUCGCCUCCUCGACUCUUCCCGAAAGAAUGGCAGCGCCAGGCUGGACGAUUGGGUUCUGUGUCGGAUAUACAAGAAGAAUUCUGGCUCGCAAAAAGCUGCGUUAAACGGUGGCGUUUCGAGUAGCGGAGAAUAUACUCAAUAUAGCAAUGGCUCGUCGUCUUCGUCGUCUUCACACCUCGACGAUGUUCUGGAAUCUUUGCCGGAGAUAAACGACAGGUGUUUCGCCCUGCCACGUGUCAACUCGAUGAGAACUCUGCUGCUGCAGCAGCAGCAGCAGCAGCAGCACGAGGAGAAGCUCAAUCUUCAGAGCCUUAUGAUGGAUUGGUCUAACCCGGUUAUGAACUCGGUUUCGGAGUUCGUUUCGGGUAACCAAGGGGUUCAGGGCCAAACUCAGGGGAUGGUGAAUUAUGGUGGUUGUAAUGACCUUUAUGUCCCUUCGGUCCCGCCGUUGUGCCACGUGGACUCGUCGGUGCCGGGGAAGAUGGAGGAGGAGGUUCAGAGCGGUGUCAAAACCCAACGGGUCGAGAAUUCUGGGUUUUUUCAGCAGGGUAUGAAUGAGUUCACGCAGGGAUACUCGAACUCGGUGGACCCGUAUGGGUUCAGAUACCCGGUUCAGCCGGUCGGAUUUGGGUUCAGGCAAUGAACCGGGUUGGGAUGAGUAAAUGAUAUUUAGUCAGGUGCAUUCUUGUAAAUAGGUGGGGAUUCUUUGGGCUAACAGGUUGGGCUAUUAGAUUCCAAAAAAGGUUUUUAGAUAAACGCAAUUUUUGGUCCUCGUUUUCGGCUAAAGAUGGAAGGGGAUACAUUCGAUGAAUCAAAUGCACAAGAUAAUGGAACCAAAAAAAUAAAAUCAAUUGGUUAUUUAUGAUGUAUGGCUAAACUAUGCAAUGUUAGGUUUCCUUUCAAUCUUGAUGUGAUAUUUUAAGCUAACCACAUCAUUGGUGGGCGCAACCACGUUAAUACAAUAUCGAUCAAUGAUAUAUUUUUCGUAUUUUUUUAUAUAAUAGAAACCGAGAAAAAUGGAGGAUUUUAGUUUAUAUGUUAUGUGCUUUAGAUAGUGCUAAAAUUGA
This is a messenger RNA of Gastrolobium bilobum, 1575 nucleotides long. Its product is annotated as NAC domain-containing protein JA2L-like. NCBI's taxonomy places the organism in Eukaryota, Viridiplantae, Streptophyta, Magnoliopsida, Fabales, Fabaceae. The record is from RefSeq and is a predicted model, not a curated record. Gene Ontology annotation, molecular function: DNA binding. The transcript has 3 exons. Gene Ontology annotation, biological process: regulation of DNA-templated transcription. Bases 99 to 1151 code for a protein of 350 amino acids.